AUGUGGAGAUUCAUCGCUGAAUUAUUGUCGUAUUUAAGUUUCGUGAUUGUUGUGUCCCUCAUAAGCUUUCUAAGUCGUAAUUCACAAGAAUAUCUUCAAGCGCGGCAUCUAAAUGAUCUGUUUCUGAAUCAACCGAGAGCGUCAUACAACUUUACAGCUAUUUCAACAGUUGCUCAAUUCUGGACUUGGUUAGAAGGAAGCUUCAUCGAAACUAUUGAACCUGAGCAAUGGUAUAACGGACGGUCGGAUAACGCAUCAAUAGGAUUUCUUAGCGAUCGAACAAAUCGCUUGAUCGGAUGGGCAACAAUGCGACAAUUACGAGUGAAAGCAGAUACUUGUAGAAUAAAGACAUCAAUGCAAACUUUUAUUCGACACUGUUAUGACGAAUACGGGUUAUCUAUUGAAGAAAAACGUUCGUUUCAACCGGGUUGGACAAUGAAUGCUACGAAAAACUAUAGUUUAUCGAUUGCUCAAGCAUUUCUUUACCAAACAAGUGCUCAGCUCGAUACUUAUCCUUAUAUAGGCGAACUUCAAACAUAUGGAAGUGGUGGUUAUGUUUAUGAAUUUCGUGGUUCAUUGUCCAAACUUCGGAAUGAACUCAAUCAGCUUCACCAAUUGCAAUGGAUUGAUUCUCCAACACGAGCUGUACUGAUUCAACUGAAUUUAUUCAAUCCUAACAUCGCAAUAUUCACAUCCGUAGCCAUUCUCAUUGAAAUCUUAUCAAGCAGUGGUAUUUAUCCGAGUGCUCGAUUUGAGCCGUUGGAUUUAUACGUUUUCAAUUCUGCCUUUCACAUUACCUGCGCGGCGAUUUAUUUCGUCUUCAUUAUCUGUUUCAUGAUUAUGGAAGUUCGCUCAAUAAUUCGCUUGAAGAAAUUAUAUUUUCGACAAGCAUGGUCGUACAUUGAAUUAGGAAUCAUUUUUUGCUCGUGGGCAGCUGUUGGUAUACACAUAUGGCGUACGAAAGAAGCAUCACGAAUUGGAAGUUUAUUUCGUGAAACCAGUGGCGGGACAUAUUUAAAUUUUCAACUCCUAGCUUAUAUCAAUGAUAUCUUUUCAUUUCUCCUUGGCUUUUGCUGCUUUUUCGGGAUGUUAAGACUUUUACGUCUGUGCCGUUACAAUGAACGUUUAAAUCUCCUUUCGAAUACAUUGAAACGCGCAAGUCAAGAAUUGAUUUCCUUUUCAAUGAUGUUUUCAGUUAUUUUUAUGGCUUUUUUAACUCUAUAUUAUCUACAAUUUACUGCUUAUAUAUGGGAAUGUUCAACUUUAUUACAUACAGCGCAAAUGUUAUUUGAAAUGUUGCUUUUGAAGUUUGAUGCCACGGGUAUCAAGAAUGCAGCGCCGGUUUUAGGACCAUUGUAUUUCGCAUUAUUCAUUUUAUUCGUUGUCUUUGUUUGCAUUAACAUGUUUGUAUCAAUCAUUAAUGAUAACUUCCGAAGUGUUCAGGCUGAUGUUUAUAAAACGCACUCUGAUUAUAUGGGUGUGUUCUCAAGUCUAAGGAAAAAAAUUCGACAUUUGUGUGGACUUCCGGCUACCAAUGUUGUAUCAGUUGACGAACAACCAAAAAUAGUCACAGUUAGUGAAACUGCUGACCCGCUGAAACGUUUGUCGAGUCGACUUGAUCGUCUUUCAACUCUACUUAACCGACGGUAUGGCUCUAUCGAAGAUCGAUCAAAAUGGAAAAGAACAAUAUACAUCAGUUGA
Molecule: messenger RNA, 1701 nt
Organism: Adineta ricciae
Lineage: Eukaryota; Metazoa; Rotifera; Eurotatoria; Adinetida; Adinetidae
Source: the annotation of a GenBank genome assembly